AUGGAUGCUGUCAGGGAAGAUCUGACAGAACUUCGCCUCAAGUAUACCGGGUUGCUACAGUCUAUAGAGAUACCCAAGGAGGAAAUUGACCUUGCCCAGUCGAUAUGGACCUGGAUCAUCUUGGCUCGUCGCUCACUGACCCUCAAAGAGCUGCGCAGCGCUGUCGAGCUUGACCUAGGAAACGAGCUUGACCUAGGAACGAAACACCUGAGCCUGCGAAAAGCAAUCCCCAGAUUCUGCAAAGACCUCGUCACCAUUGACAACAAUCGGGUCAAUGUAGUACAUGAGGAGAUUCGCCACAUUCUUCUCGAGCCACAGACGAGCCUCGACUUCGCAGUUAAUUGGGCACAGGGCCACACGCGGAUUUCAAUUGCGCUGCUCAAGCUGCUUUCGGGCGACUGUCUUCGCCAGCUUCCUAUCAAUAGUUCAGCCGAAGCGGCAUCUGCAUCUGCUUCCAACUCAUCGCUGUUAGGCUACGCAGCAAAACGCUUCUCGACACACAUCUCUCGCUGCUCAUCAGAAGAAAAUAGCGUCAUGAAAGAAUUGUGUGCAUUUCUGGAAUCCAACGGCCUCCUAUGGAUCGAACACGUUGCGAGACGUGGCGGUCUACGCGUCAUCUCGCGGACUGCACGGAAUCUGAGCUAUUAUUCGACUCUUCGAGAGAUAGCCAAUCCAACUGAUGGUUCAAUCACUAUCGUCAAACAAUGGGCGACCGAG
Trichoderma citrinoviride is the source of this 717-nucleotide messenger RNA. RefSeq lists its product as hypothetical. The annotation marks the transcript as partial. The record is from RefSeq and is a predicted model, not a curated record. The transcript has a single exon. Lineage: Eukaryota; Fungi; Ascomycota; Sordariomycetes; Hypocreales; Hypocreaceae.